Molecule: messenger RNA, 1284 nt
Organism: Meira miltonrushii
Lineage: Eukaryota; Fungi; Basidiomycota; Exobasidiomycetes; Exobasidiales; Brachybasidiaceae
Product: aspartate-semialdehyde dehydrogenase
Exons: 1
Coding region: 76-1161 (361 amino acids)
Biological process (GO): L-threonine biosynthetic process
Molecular function (GO): aspartate-semialdehyde dehydrogenase (NADP+) activity; NADP binding; NAD binding
Source: RefSeq, a predicted model, not a curated record
GUCAUUUUUAAGGUUUUCUUUUUUUUGCUUGCGCACAAACACUUUCUUCUCACCACCAUCGAGAGAACUCCUAUGAUGCAAUUAACAAAACAAAAAGUGGGUGUUUUAGGAGCAACAGGUACAGUUGGACAACGUUUCAUCUUACUCUUAGCCCAACAUCCAAAUUUCAAAAUUCAUAAAUUAGGUGCAUCUUCGGCAAGUGUUGGAAAAGUAUACAAAGAUGCAGUAAAAGGUCGUUGGAAGCAGGUCGUGGGUAUUCCGGAAAAUAUUGCUUCGGUGCCUGUUCUAGAAUGCACCGUAGAAAACUUUAAAGAUUGCGAUAUCGUCUUCAGUGGCUUGGACAGCGGACCGGCAAGUACGAUCGAACCAGCAUUCAGAAAAGCAGAACUACGGGUGUUUUCCAACGCAAAGAAUUUCAGAUUGGAUGAACAGUGUCCACUCGUUGUACCACUAGCGAAUGAUUCACACUUUGGCAUCCUGCCACAUCAACAAAAAGCUCAAGGGCUCCAGAAAGGUUUUAUUGUCACAAAUGCAAAUUGCAGUACCACAGGUAUCAUUCCACCCCUAAAAGCUCUACAAGAUGCCUUUGGAUCGCUCGACAAGGUCGUUGUAACAACGUUACAAGCUGUCAGUGGAGCAGGCUAUCCUGGUGUAUCUUCCUUUGACAUUCAUGAUAAUGUCGUGCCUUACAUUAGCGGAGAAGAGGAAAAGAUCGAAGCAGAAACGAUGAAAAUGCUAGGAAGUCUUUCAUCCGAUGGCACUCAAUUCCAAAAAGAGCCCGUUACUGUUAGCGCACAAUGCAAUCGUGUUCCCGUUUUGGACGGACAUACAGAAUGCGUUUCCCUUUCCUUCAAACAAAGACCGCCACCUUCCAUAGAUCAAGUCAAGGAAGUUUUGCGAAAUUACACAUGUGAAGCACAAAAGCUAAAGGCUCACAGCGCACCUGCACAGGCGAUCGUCGUUCAUGAAGAAGAAGACAGACCGCAACCCAGACUGGAUCGUGAUCAUCAAAAUGGUGCAUGCGUUCACGUGGGAAGGGUGCGUAAAUGCCCGGUAUUCGAUGUGAAGUUUGUAGUCUUGUCAAACAACGUCAUGAUCGGAGCUGCAACUUCAUCUGUGAUGAAUGCAGAAAUUGCACUGGCACAAGGAUAUUUGAACUAGAUAUGGAGGAUUUGUAUUCCAUACUGACCAAAAAAAAAGGUAUUAUUGUACAAUGAAAAUUCUAUAGAGGAUAUGUAUGUGAUAGUGUGUCUCCCAAUUUGGACGAUAAUGUACAUAUUACAG